AUGAAUCUACUAGAAGACGAUACUUAUACUUUUGACCAACUAGGUAUGCAGGGUAACAAGGCAUACGAGAAGUUCAUAGAUUUUGCUAAUGAACCAGUAGUGUUCUCUGAUACUGCCAUUAAAAUCAACAUGUGGGGUAUUAAGCAGGAAAGAAUCUUGCUUAUGACUACCAAGAACAUAUUCAAUUUUUAAGAGAAAGAGCAUGAAGAGGAAGAUUGCGAUCGAGAAAAUAGGAGCAAUUAUUAUUUCAACAAAAUAACUCUAAAGAACUUGUCCUCCAUGUUCCUUCUGAGUAUGACUACAGGUACCAGAUUAAUGAUAGAGAAGUUUUCAUUAAGCUCCUCAAGAGAGAAUUUGUCAAGAAACGUCCGAAUGGCCAUCUCAGAUAUUAUGUAGUAAAAGGAAGUUUGAAAGAAGUCACAACCACAGAAAAAGAUGCAAAGUAUAAAAUUUCCAGGUUGCCUUCCAGUGAGCUAAGGCUCUUGGACCAGGAAGUGUAUGGUCCUGAGUACCAGCAAGAAGAAUCCAAAACUCCAACCGAAUCUACAGUGGCCGCUACUUCCUUUGAUACUAAGCUGAAAGCUGUUGAAUCGAGGAAGCAGGAUGCUUCUCUGGAAGAUACAGAUGAAGAGCCUGAUGCCGAUUUCGAUACAAGGAAUUCAGUCUGAGUAUUUUCACACAAAGAGGAGGAGGAAAAAGUUACGCUCAGUGAUUUUGAAGUCAAAGGAGUUAUUGGUCGAGGUACCUUUGGAAAAGUCUUUCUUGUCCGACUCAAAACAACAGAUACUCUCUACGCCAUAAAAUCCUUGAGAAAAGAUGUUUUAGUUGAAGCAGGCCAGAUAGAGAAUGUAAAACUUGAAAAAGAAAUCUUGCUUGCUUGCAACCACCCCUUCCUGGCAGGAAUGGAAUAUGUAUUCCAAAACGAUACAAGACUUUAUUUCGUCAUUGAAUUCCUGAAAGGUGGGGAAUUAUAUAAACAUUUUCUCAAAAAGAGAAGAUUUGAAGAAGAUGAAGCUAAAUUCUAUGCUACUCAAAUCGCAAUGGCAAUCGGCCACCUGCACAAGCAAAAUAUAUUACAUCGGGAUUUAAAGCUUGAGAACAUCAUGAUAAAUGGCGACGGAUACAUCAAAGUCAUUGAUUUUGGUCUUGCCAAAAUCAUCGAUGAUGAUAACCUUGCCAUGUCCUUUUGAGGAACCCCAGAGUAUCUUGCACCUGAGAUGGUGAAACAGGAGGGUCAUGACAGAGGAGUAGAUUGGUGGUCCCUUGGCAUCCUUAUCUAUGAAAUGACAAUCGGAGUGACCCCAUUCUUCUCCAAGAGCAGACUUACCCUAAUCAACAACAUUAAGAAAGAAGAUGUCAUCUUCCCUGAUGUUGUAUUGAAACUACUCAAUAAAGAUAGCAAGAAAAGGCUAGGCUCAGACGGAGAUAUUGACGAGGUUUUAGAGCAUCCUUACUUCCAGAGUCUCGACUUAGAAGCCCUUGUUAAUAAAGAAAUCAAGCCACCAUACAUCCCUGAAUUUACUGGGAAGGAUGAUCUAGGAUCGUAUAUCAAACUCAAGAGUGGGAGUAAGGAUGUGAAUGACACAAUGAUCCCUUCGAGCAAAAUGAGGAAGAUCAAAAAGCAUGAGACUGAUUUCAAAAACUUCUAA
Messenger RNA from Moneuplotes crassus, 1649 nucleotides. The record is from the annotation of a GenBank genome assembly. NCBI's taxonomy places the organism in Eukaryota, Ciliophora, Spirotrichea, Euplotida, Euplotidae.